ACUAGCUUUCCGUCUGUUGCAUUCACCUUUACCUCAAACAGUUGGGUGUAUAGCACGAUCGCACCGGUUAGUUUCCACUGUACUUCGAAGCGGUCGCUUUUUCUAACAAGUACUGAUCGAUUUGCAACACUAAUCGUACAGCUGCACGUACUCGCCAGCGCAAGCUCAAUACCCCCGUAAUCAAUUCUACAUCGUAACCAGUCGUUUUCGAGCUGUCAAUGAACAUGCAUGGAUGCUCCCUUCACUAUCGGACCGAUCAAUCGCGGAACCUGAACUACGAGCAAGUUUUCUUUUACAUGACGAAACAUAAUAAAUGGAUCCUCAAUUCCAUCGGCAUCUGGCCGGCCGUGUUAUUAGGGAUCGGCAAAUAUUUACCGAAUAUCGCGAUCGUAAUUAGUAAUUUGAUAUUGUCCUUCACUCUUCUACAAUGCAUUCUGCACAUUGUCUUCGAGCAGAAGAACCCAUUGCUAAGACUGAAGAUUUUAGGCCUGACCGCUUUCUCCUUCAUUUCCAUGCUGAAGUAUUGGGCUCUCACGCUGCGUAAAAAUAAGAUUAAGCGUUGCAUCGAACAAUUGCGAACUGAUUGGAAGCAGGUAGAAUUACGUGAAGAUCGUGACCUGAUGCUGAGAUACGGAAAAAUCGGCCGAAAUCUGUCCGUAUCCAGCGUGGUGUUCAUCGGUCUCUUGGAUGUCCAGAAAAGCCCCGUUUACGAAUUGGUAUACGUUCUCCAGUGUGUCUGCGGAUACGUGUUCGACACCGUGACAGCCAGCGUUUGUGGACUUGCCGCGCUGUUUGUGACGCAUGCCUGUGGACAGAUCGACAUCGUUAUGGCUCGAUUGAACGAUCUGGUAGAUGGAAAACUAGCCAGGGAGAUCUCAAAUCCGCAUACACGACUGAUGGAAAUCGUGGAGCGUCACAUGAAAGUUUUAAGAUUUUCUACGACAGUCGAGGCAGUCUUAAGUGAAGUGUGCUUUUUAGAAUUCGUCGGUACUACUUUCGUGAUAUGCCUUCUCGAGUUUUAUUGUUUAACGGAUUGGAGACAGAACGACAUAAUUAGUCUAAUAACGUACACGUUACUGUUAAUAUCCUUGACGUUUAAUAUAUUCUUAUUGUGCUACAUUAGUGAUCUUUUAAUAGAAAAGAGUACUAACGUUGGAAAAUCCUGCUGCAUGAUUGAUUGGUACGAAUUACCCAACAGUACGAUUCGAGGGCUCAUCUUAAUAAUCGCCAUAUCGAAAAAUCCAGCAAAAAUCACUGCUGGUAACAUAGCUGACUUAUCUUUAAGUACUUUUGCUAAUAUUCUCAAGACGUCGUUCGCGUAUUUAAAUUUUCUGCAGACUGCUACGGUGUAACAAUUUAACAAUUUACAACUCAACAGGAAAUAAAU
Ceratina calcarata is the source of this 1387-nucleotide messenger RNA. Its product is annotated as odorant receptor 13a-like. NCBI's taxonomy places the organism in Eukaryota, Metazoa, Arthropoda, Insecta, Hymenoptera, Apidae. Gene Ontology annotation, molecular function: olfactory receptor activity; odorant binding. Gene Ontology annotation, biological process: sensory perception of smell; detection of chemical stimulus involved in sensory perception of smell. The record is from RefSeq and is a predicted model, not a curated record. Gene Ontology annotation, cellular component: plasma membrane.